CGUGGUCAGCAGGUCUGUCCUUGGUACCUAAAGGUCGACAUGAGUAUAGAAUGCGAUUACUCACUACAAGGUAAUCACAGAGUUCUCUUUUUAAUUUGCUGGUCUAUGUCUGUCUACGUACUGGUCUUACCUCUACUGCUGCUGUUUGCUCUUUACAAAAGGCACAAAAUUGCAAGGGAUACUCCGGAUGAUGAUGACGAAUUUAUUCCUCUCCACAGCAGACGAAAUAGUGCUAAAGAUGACAUACUCAACUCACUGCAGUUUUUGGAUGAAAAUUACGAAACAAAGUUUUGGUUUUGGGAAUUAUUAGAAAUCGUUAGAAAAUUCCUGCUUACAUGUGGAAUCGAGUACUUCGGUGGCAAAAGUCUUUCGGGAGUUGCCAUAGCAGCAAUGAUUGCUAAUGUAUUUCUCGUGCUUCAUGCACACUGCAAACCAAUUAAGCGAAAAUCAGAGCAGCUGCUGCAGCUUCUUUCCCUUAUGGUCAUUUCCCUCAGUCUCAUGCUUGGAACACUAAUUGCUCUGCAAGAUGCGACCUCUAACAUUCUCGCUGUAGAAGAUGCUUAUGAUCGCAAAGUGUUCUCUAUUGUGGUCAUGCUCGUCAACGGUCUCUUUGUUAUAUUUCUGAUAGGGCGUUUGGUAUUUUGUGGCUAUCAAGCCAUGAAGGCGGUUCGUGAAAACGAAGGUAGUUGCAAGCUUCUACAGUGGCUCAUAUUUUUCGUUACCGACGAAGAUACUCACACACAAGCGCGUGUGAGCACACAAUCUUUCGGGCAACAUGGAAACGAAAUGUCUGCUUUUGCAGAUGACGAAGCGGAAGACAAAUGAGAGUACACUACAUGUUUACUGACUAUAGGAUUGUCUUCUAGCUUUAACUACAUUAGACUACGCAGCUGCUAUAGCUUUUUUGACGUUUGUUGUCCAUGUAGGUGUACGUUCGCAAUAGUUUAAUAUUCAUUUAUAGGCAUUCGUUAGAGACAGCUUCUAUUACAUGAUUGUAU
This is a messenger RNA of Corticium candelabrum, 998 nucleotides long. RefSeq lists its product as uncharacterized. The record is from RefSeq and is a predicted model, not a curated record. NCBI's taxonomy places the organism in Eukaryota, Metazoa, Porifera, Homoscleromorpha, Homosclerophorida, Plakinidae. The transcript has 2 exons. The coding region runs from base 40 to 825 and encodes 261 amino acids.